GUUGGUUUUAGAGGCCCAAACGAAGAUGUCUUCAUCAAUGUGGUCGAUGGUGGUGUUGAUGGGAUCUAUAGUGGGUUUUGUGGCUUUACAAAUUGACCACAAAGCCUACUGUAAUCUGCCCUAUUGCGGGAUGAACAAUAUUGUGUGCCAGAAAGCUAACUACAGUUUCAUUUGCCGCCGCAGCACAAGACUGGUAGAUUUGACCAGUAGCCAAAAGGAUAAUUUGCUUCACAUGGUGAAUGACUUUAGAAAUAGAGCGGCCAAGGGACUGACCCGCACCCUUCAUCCCGCCGGGAGAAUGGUCAGGAUUUCCUGGUCCGAUGAACUGGAGCACUUUGCCAAAAUGGACGUGAUGAGCUGCAUGCCCACCCCACGUCCCUGCAUGACUUCCCCGAAUUUUCCCAACAUUGGCAGCAUCUUCGAUACCGAUGGUUACAUGGGACCCAAGCAGAAGAGCUUUAGCCGCAUAGUAAACAUGGUCUCAAAGUGGACAAAGGAGGGACGGUAUGUGACCCGCCAACAAACUAUAUUCUUAACAGAUCGCAGUGAUCAGAGAUCCGUUUUCCGACCUGCACUUUUGAUGGCCGAUCGUAAUACCCACAUGGGAUGUGCUGCAGUCAAGUUUUCCUAUCAGCGGUUUAACUACUUGUAUCUAAGUUGCACCUUCGCGACAGUAAACAUACUGGAAGCUCCCAUCUAUAGGGUCGCUGAGAGCCCAGGUAUAUUCUGCAAGGAACGCGAUGAGGUUUACACAAAUCUGUGUUCCGUUAGAGAGGAAUAUCCCGAGAACAGAAAAUACGUUGAGUUAACCCGGUAUAUGACUUAGCUAAUAGGAAGUUCACUUUGAUUUCAAUUGAAUUACAUUGUUUGUCAGUUAAAUGCCAUGGUAAUCGCAUUGUUAGCGAAUGACAAAAACCUCUCGUGUUGAGUGAAAUAAAUCAAAAGUGUGACCCGUCA
Drosophila biarmipes is the source of this 957-nucleotide messenger RNA. RefSeq names its product tabinhibitin 7-like. NCBI's taxonomy places the organism in Eukaryota, Metazoa, Arthropoda, Insecta, Diptera, Drosophilidae. The transcript has 3 exons. Bases 26 to 826 code for a protein of 266 amino acids. The record is from RefSeq and is a predicted model, not a curated record.